AUGGAUCCUCGUCGCGCGCAGAAUCUGCGCCGGACGCCGUCGCCGAGUCAUCCUCUGCAUCAGGGCUACCAACUCGACGACCAGCCUUAUGGCCACCAGCAAUACGACAUGGCCACUCCUGGCGCCCAUCCUCAGCGCUUUGGCACGCCCUCUGACCAGCUCAAUAUUCAUGCCGCCUGCUCACCUCUCCCCCGCCGUCAGCAAUCCGUCGACACCCUCGGCCACUACGACCAGAGCCAUGCCGGUAGCCACGUCGGCCAGCCGCCGCACCGCGGCGAAUACAGCGUAAACCCCGAGGCGCAUCACGACCAGUACUACAACUCGCCGUACGAGCCCGGUCUCCACGACGGCGGCUACGACCAGGGCCGUAGCGGCGGCUAUGACCAGGCCGGAUACAGCCACCAGGGCUACGAGCAGAAUGACUACUCCGACACUGGCCACCCCGCGCUGCAGCAGCAAGACCAGCGCCUCUUGCAAGACGACCCGGCCCAGCAGCAACAUCCGACGCAGCCCUCUCUUGCUGGCGGCCCCGCCAUCAAGCGAUGGAAAACCGUCAAGCAGGUUCUCCUCUACCGCGGCAACCUCGUCCUCGACUGCCCCGUCCCGCCCAUCAUGCUCCAGCAGAACCCCCACGGCGAGCGCGACGAAUUCACCCACAUGCGCUACACGGCCGCCACCUGCGACCCCUCGGACUUUUACAAUGAAAACUUUACCCUCCGCCAGAAGCUCUUUAGUAAGCCCCGUCACACGGAGCUCUUCAUCGUCGUCACCAUGUACAACGAGGACGACGUCCUCUUUGCCCGUACCAUGAUUGGCGUCUUCAAGAAUAUCGAGUUCAUGUGCAACCGCCCCAACAGCAAGACCUGGGGCAAGGACGCCUGGAAAAAGAUUGUCGUCUGUGUCGUCUCCGACGGCCGCGCCAAGAUCAACGAGCGCACCAAGGCCGUCCUGUCCGGUCUCGGUGUCUACCAGGAGGGUAUUGCCAAACAGCAGGUCAACGGCAAAGACGUCACGGCGCACAUUUACGAGUACACCACGCAAACCCACAUCACACUCAAAAACGACGUCGUCGGCCUCGUCCACCGCCGCCAGCCCGUGCAGAUGCUCUUUUGCCUCAAGGAGAAGAACCAAAAAAAGAUCAACUCGCACCGCUGGUUCUUCCAGGCCUUUGGCCGCGUGCUCGAUCCCAACAUUUGCGUCCUGAUUGACGCCGGUACGCGCCCCGGCCACAACUCCAUCUACCACCUCUGGAAGGCCUUUGACCUCGAGCCCAUGUGCGGCGGCGCCUGCGGCGAGAUCAAGGCCAUGCUGGGGCGUGGCGGCAAGAACCUGCUCAACCCUCUGGUGGCUACGCAAAACUUUGAGUACAAAAUGAGCAACAUUCUAGACAAGCCGCUCGAGUCCGCCUUUGGCUUCAUCUCGGUCCUGCCCGGCGCCUUUUCCGCCUACCGCUACGUUGCCCUACAAAACGACAAGAACGGCCAAGGUCCCCUCGAAAAGUACUUUUUGGGCGAGACGCUCCACGGCGGUAGCAGCGCCGGCCUAUUCGAGUCCAACAUGUACCUGGCCGAGGAUCGCAUUCUCUGCUUUGAGCUCGUCACAAAGCGCAACUGCCACUGGAUCCUGCAGUAUGUCAAGUCGGCGACGGGCGAGACCGACGUACCUGAUACCGUCACCGAGCUGGUCUUGCAGCGUCGUCGCUGGCUCAACGGCUCCUUUUUCGCUGCCAUUUAUGCCAUUGCUCACUUUUACGAAUUCUUCCGCUCCGACCACUCCAUUCUUCGCAAGAUGGCAUUUUUUGUCGAGUUUGUCUUCAACACCAUUAACAUGAUCUUUGCAUGGUUUGCCAUUGGCAAUUUCUUCUUGGUUUUUCGAAUUCUCACGUCUAGUCUAAGUGCCAAAGACUUGCUUGGCAGGACCGGUCAGAUUCUCAGUAUUGUCUUGACCUGGUUGUACGGCGUGUCGCUCAUGACUUGCUUCGUCUUGUCCAUGGGCAAUCGUCCAGCUGGCUCCGGAAGGUUAUACGCCAUGAUGGUCUGGUUCUGGGCCGUCUUGAUGAUCUACCUCAUGUUUGCCGCCAUCUUCAUCUCCGUCAACGCCAUCAUUACCGACCUGAACAAGCACAACUUUUCCAUCGACCAGCUCUUUACAAAUCCAGUAUUUGCCACGCUCAUCGUCUCCGUCAUGUCGACCUUUGGUAUCUGGCUCGUGGCCUCGAUCAUCAUGUUUGACCCGUGGCACAUGUUCACCUCGUUCAUCCAGUACAUGCUGCUGACACCGACCUACACCAACGUGCUGAACGUCUACGCCUUUUGCAACACGCACGACGUCUCGUGGGGCACCAAGGGCGACGACAAGGUGGAGAAGCUGCCGUCGGUCAACACAAAGGACGGCGCUGGCAAGACGGACCUGCCCGACGAGGGCGACCUCAACGCCCAGUACCAGCGCGAGUUGCAGGUGUUUGCGACCAAGUUCAAGGAGGUCAAGAAACCCCCCACGGCUGUCCAGCUGCAGGAACAGCAGAUGGACUACUACCGCGGCGUGCGCACCGGUGUCGUCCUCGUCUGGAUGCUGACCAACUUUGCCGUCGUGGCCGUUGUGCUGAGUUCCGCCGGCCUCGAGGACGUGACGCCAGAAACGACGCAGCAGGAGCAGCGCACGAAACGUACCACUAUAUACAUGGCCGUUGUGCUGUGGAGUGUCGCAGUUCUGAGUGCAUUCAAGUUUGUCGGCGCCAUGUGGUUCCUCAUUUUGGCCUUUUGGCUGCGACGAGCCACGAUUGGCACGCGGGCUGCAAAAAGGUGGCAGCUGUCCAACUUUUACUCCUUCAUGUUUGUUACUUUUUAUGUUCUUCGCUCACCCACGUAA
Messenger RNA from Cordyceps militaris CM01, 2868 nucleotides. RefSeq names its product chitin synthase 2. NCBI's taxonomy places the organism in Eukaryota, Fungi, Ascomycota, Sordariomycetes, Hypocreales, Cordycipitaceae. Gene Ontology annotation, cellular component: cell septum; cell periphery. The record is from RefSeq and is a predicted model, not a curated record. Gene Ontology annotation, molecular function: chitin synthase activity. Bases 1 to 2868 code for a protein of 955 amino acids. The transcript is spliced from 4 exons.